Molecule: messenger RNA, 1621 nt
Organism: Porites lobata
Lineage: Eukaryota; Metazoa; Cnidaria; Anthozoa; Scleractinia; Poritidae
Source: the annotation of a GenBank genome assembly
AUGACCGGACGAGGAAAAGGUAAAGCCCAGGGCACCAAGUCAAAGACUCGUUCUUCCAGGGCAGGUCUACAGUUUCCUGUUGGUCGCAUCCAUCGCCUUCUUCGUAAAGGCAACUACGCUGAACGCGUCGGAGCCGGUGCUCCCGUGUACUUGGCUGCCGUACUUGAGUAUCUGAGUGCUGAGAUCCUCGAGUUAGCAGGAAACGCAGCACGCGACAACAAGAAGUCAAGAAUCAUUCCUCGUCACCUCCAGUUGGCUGUGCGAAAUGACGAAGAAUUAAACAAACUCCUUGCCGGUGUCACCAUCGCUCAAGGCGGUGUUCUUCCCAACAUUCAGGCAGUAUUACUACCUAAAAAGACAGAGAAGAAACAACACUAAGCGACGGCAACAACCAUAAAUACAAACGGCUCUUUUAGGAGCCACCAAGUCUAGAAUAAAGUCAUGACCAAUCACGAUAUAAAUUUGUAAUCUACCCCCCAAAUAGUAUUCGCCGUCUAAGUUUGGGGUUAAUAACUCGAUCGAUACUUAGCCACAAAUAAUUAUGUCUCGCGGAAACUCGCUAUUUCUAUUUGUUUUUGCAUGGUUCCAUGUUGCUAGUUUUGUUCAUAAAUGCGUAUACCAAAGCAUAUUUAGCGCUAUUUCGGCUAUCGCAUGUAAGAAACAAACAACAGCAACCACAGCAUUGCUUGAAAACUGAAACCAGUCUUAGGUCAGUUUAGCUCGGUGUAACAUGAAUUUAAAGACUGAUGUGAUUAUAUCAUGAAAGUUGAAAUUGCGUUUGCUUUCUAUGCAGGUUUCAUUCGCGCUGUUUCCAACAGGUUUUUAUACGAACUUCGAGGUACAUACCAAGCGACAAUCGAACAACUUUCUGCUCUUUUAAACGAGUACACAAUUAAUCGCAUUCCUACCAACCGGGAACAAACAUUGCUGCUACUACUGAGCUUGAAAUGUUGUUUUCUUUGCCUAAAAAUUACAAGAGAUCGUCGUGAUUUCCUUCGGUACACAAGCUGUUUACGUAAAAUAAACUAACACAGUUAUAAACCGUCGUCGGUAACGACACAAACCAGCUUGCUCUCUUAAUUCUGCCACAACAACAACGUACAACAACAACAGUUUAUUCACUAACUAAUUAAAGACAAAAGCUUUACAGUAUUGUAUGCCCCGCAAAGAGCUAUGAGGUUAAUCUAGACGGGAAAAAAAAUAAUUUCCCUGUAUAAGUAACGACUGCGCUGCUGUAAAGUCACUAAAAAAAAAAAAAAACUGGCGUGGACGCACCCAGUAAAUAAAGCGCUGAAUCGAUUUCAGGUGUAUGUUGACUUGUUGAUAUGUAUAUAAACCUUCAGCAAUGAUCGUAAUGAAAACAAAUUCUCUUAUCACGUAUUGGUCAGAGCUUUUCAUACAUUUGUUGGCUCCUAAAAGAGCCGUUGGUUUAAGUGUUGAUCAGGGAUUACAGUGUAUUCUAACCCCCAAAACCGUACAGAGUACGUCCUUGUCGUUUCAGAGCGUAUACUACGUCCAUGGCUGUAACGGUCUUACGCUUGGCGUGCUCGGUGUAGGUCACGGCAUCGCGGAUAACGUUCUCAAGGAAAACUUUUUCAGAACACCGCGUGUCUCCUCGUAG